Chionomys nivalis (European snow vole) is the source of this 5377-nucleotide messenger RNA. RefSeq names its product sushi domain containing 6 (gene Susd6). The record is from RefSeq and is a predicted model, not a curated record. The transcript is spliced from 6 exons. Bases 370 to 1281 code for a protein of 303 amino acids. Lineage: Eukaryota; Metazoa; Chordata; Mammalia; Rodentia; Cricetidae.
CCCGCGCUGUGCAGUUGGGCCAGUGACGCUGGCGCCGCCGCCGCCGCGUUCCAUCCUCCGAAGCCGGCCCCCGCUCGCGUCCUGCUCCUCCCGUAGCGUCCGCCAGCAAAGCGCCAGUCCGGGGCACGCAAGGCGUCGCGGGGACCCGACAGGGAGUGCAAGCAGGCGGGCGUGCGCGCGCGGCGGCAGUGGCGGCGGCGGAGCGGGUUCGGCGGCGCGGGAGCUGCGAGCGCCCCCUUCCCGGAGGUCUCGGCGAGACUCCCCGGUGAAGGUACUUCUGGCUGGCUUUAGGAUUCUUACUUCUGGAUUUUAAAGUCUUUCUUUUUAAAAAAACAAACAAAUAAAUAAAAAACAUCGGACGGAUAAAAGAUGUGCCAUGGCAGGAUAGCACCAAAGAGCAACUCAGCAUUUGUUGUGACCUCCGUGGGGCAUGGAGUGUUUCUUCAGCUAGUGAUCCUUAGCACCCUGCUUGGAGAUGGAUUAACCUCUGUGUGUCCUCUGCCCCCAGAGCCAGAGAAUGGUGGCUACAUUUGCCACCCCCGGCCCUGUAAAGACCCCUUGACAGCAGGCAGUGUCAUCGAGUACCUAUGUGCAGAAGGUUACAUGUUGAAGGGCGACUACAAAUACCUGACCUGCAAGGAUGGCGAGUGGAAGCCGGCCAUGGAGGUUAGCUGUCACCUCAAUGAAGACAAAGAAACGCACACGUCCCUUGGGGUCCCUGCGCUGUCCAUAGUGGCUUCCACUGCCAGCUCUGUGGCACUCAUCCUUCUCCUCGUGGUGCUGUUUGUACUGCUGCAGCCAAAGCUGAAGUCUUUCCAUCAUAGCAGGCGUGACCAGGGAGUUUCUGGUGACCAAGUCUCCAUCAUGGUGGAUGGGGUCCAGGUUGCACUACCUUCAUACGAGGAAGCUGUGUAUGGCAGUUCUGGCCACUGUAUGCCACCGGCUGACCCUCGAGUACAGAUCGUUCUGUCGGAAGGGUCUGCACCUAGUGGGAGGAAUGUGCCAAGGGAGCAGCAGCUGCAGGGCCAGGGUGCCUGUUCCUCUGCAGGUGGAGAGGAUGAGGCCCCUGGCCAUUCUGGGCUGUGCGAAGCCUGGGGUUCCCAGGGCUCAGAGACUGUGAUGGUGCACCAGGCAACCACAUCUUCCUGGGUGGCCGGCUCAGGGAGCAGCCGGCUGACACACAAAGACACUGCAGAUUCGGAGAACAGUGACAUACAGAGCCUUUUAUCCCUCACAUCAGAGGAGUACACAGAUGAUAUCCCACUGUUGAAAGAAGCAUGAGGACUGCCACUGGCCUCUCUCCUCUCUGCCCGUCCUCUCUCCCGUGGGUUUGAGUACCAUGUCCUCUCCAGUUGCCCCACCUGGAUGCCUGAGCUGCCACCUGUGUAUUUGUGUGUAUCUGAGGGCCUGCAGCCCACCCCGCUGGAUACUCAAGGAAGAUUCUCACCAUCUGCCCACAGCUGGAGGACCUGGCUCUUUGCCUGGCCCAGCCUUCCCAUCUGUCAGGGACAUGUCUGAAUGUGCUGGAUUGAACCCUCCCUUUCCCCGAGCCACUGGGUCCCUUCCAGCCAGCUCUCUGGUGGCUGCCCCACAGCCAUGAGGGCCCGAGCACUGCUGUUUACUUGUGCCUUCCCCCACCCUGUCCAGGAUCCCUGUUGUGCAGGUGGGUUGCUGUUCACAGGCCUUAGUGACUAUUGCCACCUGUACACGGGGGCUGGGCCUGGGGCUGCAGAAACAGAUUGAACAGUAAGGCCCUCAGAGCAGGAGCGACUCUUUUCAGGGCCAGAAUAUGGGUCCUUGAGCUUGCCCUGUGUGAUGACACUGACGGCAUCUUCCUUGACUGAGGAUAGGUUUGGGAAGCCAUGCCAAACCUACUCAGCACUCAGCUGUCCAGCCCAGGUGCAGCCUCCUGGCUCUUUGAGUUUCCAAGAAGCACCCAGAAGACCUGUGGGAGGGAAGGAGGUUGUCAGAUAAUGGUUGUCUUCCUAAUAUGCAAGUUAUCACUUCCUGCUUCCAGCAUUGGCUGCCUUGGCCUUGGAUUCUGUUCCUGGUUAAGGGGAAGUUGCAUGCUGUCUCCUGGACUUUGUCCUAGGUAGCUCUGGCUUCCUUGCAGUCCACAGAACCCUGAGAUUUGCGAGAUGCCAUCAAAAGCUCAUCUGGGUUUUGGCAUUCUGGGCAAGUUGCCCAAUUCUAGGUUUGUGGUGAUGGAGGGGAGGUUGAGAGGUACAGACUAAGUCCCCCGUAGCUGCAGGCAGCUCCGGCCAGGUCCCGAGGAUCCUCCUCACCACAGUCAUGUGCCUUAGUAACUCUGCCCAGGAAGUGGCCUGCUGUGUCACUGCUUCUCCUACUCUCUUCUCCAUGCUCGUCAACAUGUCAUUGCUGACAAGUCACUAUCUUUCCUGCAGGGCUAAGAAAUGAUGCCUGGCACACACACCCCCCACCCCCCCCACCCCCGGCUUUGCAAAGCUGAUGUGAGUUGGUGGGUACUCAGAAGCCUGAGAUACAGGCCUGGGAGUGAGAAAGCGCUAUCACUGAAGGAGUGCUCCAGUCACUGUGCUGGGUCCUCCCACAGCACUGAAUGCCUGGGUAGCUGAGCCCCACCAGGCUUCUGCCAUCUUGAGAAGACAGAUGUGGUGUUAAUGAGCUCUCUCUUUUGCUUGCUCGCUCUUUCUUUCUCUCUUUUUCUCUCUCUUCCUCUCUCUCUUCCCCUCUCUCUCUCUUUCUCUCUCCCUCCCUCAAGCCUCAAGGCUGGGAAACGUCAGAGCCAAUCCUGGACUGUACCUAUGAUGUUUCUCCCCAAGCCUAUCUGGGGUGGUAAAAAUAAUAAAAAGCCCAGUGUAUCUAUAGUUCCUGACCUAACAGGGUUAGCUCCAGGCAUCAGUGGCAAUGAUGUCCCCUAGCCCACUGCCACUGCCUCCACUUACAAUGCACUUUAGUCCCUGUCAUGCCAGGCUCCCUACCACCCUCAUCUCCUUUCCUCUCAGGGUAAAGGCAGUGCCUGCUGGCUACUCCCCCACCCCCACCCAGGAGGCCAGUCUCUUGUGCCAGGUAUCCAGGCGAAUGUGGUGGCUAGGAAUGGGCUGGAGAAGGUGCUAAAACUAGAAGACAAAAGCUCAAUGGAGAUAGUGCACACCUCUUAGCAGUGGCUGUCAUAAGCCACCUCACCAUGGCGCUCCUUCACCCUCAGUGAUGCCCACCCUCCUCAAGAGAGAAGUGGUGCAGAGGGGAGGAGUCUUCUGAAGGAGCCUUCCUCUUCUGUUUACUGCUCUUCUAAAAGUCUGGAUUCUGCUCUAAGGGUUUUUAAAAGAAAAAUGGAAGAUCCUUCCCUUUUCUGUGUCUUUACUCUGGGUUUUUGCCCCUUAACAGAUUGCACUUUUUGUUUUGGAUUUAUUCAGCCACAUAGGUGACUGGCUUGGCCCUUGGGUAAAAGAACCUGGUGCCUCCUUCCUUCUCCCCAUCAAGCCCAGGCCCGUCUAACUGGAGGUAAAGGCCAUGCUCCCCAUCCUCCUGUCACUAGUUUUGAGAAGGUCUGUUCUUGAAGCUUCCCACCUGCUGCUGCUGGCACCUGCUGCUUCUUCCCAUGUUGUUUCUCUUUCUUCUAAAGCAAUUUCUUAGCCAUCGGCCAUGUGCUGUGGUUUUUGCAUCUGGACUUGGUCCCUUACAGAGGGACUGGAGGACUUAAUUGCCUUGAGGUAGAGCCUGGCUAGAAACAGGGUCAGUGGCAGAUGUCAGGCUGUUGGGCAGGAAGCAGCUUGGAGCAAGUGGGAAGAAGCAAGGCAGCCUACUUUGCUGGGCUCACCUCCAGGGGCAUCCUGCAGAUUUGUCCAAGAGACAGUCAGCACCAAAGGACUUUUAAACCGUUUUUAUUGUUGUUGUUUUGUUUUGUUUUGUUGGUUGGUUUGGUUUGGUUUUUGGGUUUUGUUUGUUUUUGUUUGCCUGAGAUUUUUUUGUUUUGUUUUUAUUUUCGUUUUGUUUUGGGAGACAUUUUGCUUUUUUUCAUACUUGUGCUGACUCAAUGCAGGUUUUAUAUCCUGUGACUUGCUGUCACAGUCUAUCAAUUUUCAAGGGCCAGAAUGGUGAAAUACAUAAAUAGAAAAGUCCGUCCCUCCUUGCCUUAGUUUGGCUACCUAGGCUCUAUCUGCCCAGUUCUGUAUUCUGUGUUGUUUCUGUAUUCCUGUUUCACUGGGUGAGAACUGUGAAAUGGGCGGAGUCCUGACCACUUUGGAUUUGUUUGCUUUUAUAAGGCAUUUCAAUGUAUAUUCUAUAAGCACUCCAUUAGCAAAGAGAACUUAAAGUAAUACCGUCUUCCCCAUUCAUCUUGCCCUCCUCCCCCAGCUCCAGCUUUACAGAGAAGCCAGGCUACAAGACAAAGGUAUACUUUUCCUGCUUUGUGAGUGGCUGAAUGGGGACAGAGAGCAGUUGGCCUUUUUCCUCCCAAUCCCAUCAGAGCUCUUGAAGUACUUGGCUUCCUACAUAGCAGUGUUUCCUCUGUUCCCGGGGAACGUUCUAGAAUAGAAAAUGGAAUAUUCUGCAAACAUUUCUGGAUCCUUGUUCCCUUCCACCUCCUUAAAGAACAAAGGGGCAGUAGUGGCGCACGCCUUUAAUCCCAGCACUCAGGAGGCAGAAGCAGGCGGAUCUCUGUGAGUUUGAGGACAGUCUGGGCUACAAGAGCUAGUUCCAGGACAGGCUCCAAAGCUACAGAGAAACCCUGUCUCAAAAAACAAACAAGAACAAAGGGGCUAGAAGGGACACAUAGCAUGCCUACUACACAGCUCAAUUCCAGGUGCGCUUAUGCCUGACAGUAUGGCUGGAGCCUCUUGUGGGGCCUGCUGGGUCUUCUGCAGCCUUAGAGAAUUAAGUUCCUUGGCAGAUGUUUAGACUUGAGUGAUGCGGUAGCUGGUUCCCUGGAAAGCCGAAGGUGGCAGGGCCAGUUUUUCUGAGAUGUGACUUAGUUUCCAGCUGAAAACCUAGUAGAGGUUUUGAACAAAGCCCCCUCCCCCCCAUACCCUCUUCUAGUAGCAGAGCUUACUGGGGGGAUGUGGGGGUGCCACUUAGAUUGCCAAGUAGGGAGAGAAAAUGGCUGUGGGCUGCAUGGCUGUAUGCACACUGGCCUGGCUUCUUAAGGUUGUGCACCACUAUGGGAUCCUUUGCAGAAUGGUACUCAUAUAAUGGUUUAAAACAACACAUGCAUAAUUGACUGUGCAGGAUGUCAAUCAGUCUGGGUUUGCUUUAUUUUAUUUUAUAUAUAUAUUUUUUGGUAUCCUGUACAUUGCAGUGGGUAUGAAGAUAGUAUUUUAAUAUUUGUACAAAGUUUAAUUUAAUUUUAAUUGUUCUAUGUAUAUAACUGCAUUUCUAAAUAAUAAUAAAAAUUCUUAUG